This is a messenger RNA of Selaginella moellendorffii, 1019 nucleotides long. RefSeq lists its product as uncharacterized. The transcript has 6 exons. Bases 79 to 975 code for a protein of 298 amino acids. The record is from RefSeq and is a predicted model, not a curated record. Lineage: Eukaryota; Viridiplantae; Streptophyta; Lycopodiopsida; Selaginellales; Selaginellaceae.
UCGGAAAGUGCUGACUUUGAAGUUUCGUUUCGAGGGCUUCUUAAGCGGAGGUCGAGCAGCUUGGAUCUGGAUUCAAGAAUGGCUACGGUUUCUGAUAUCGCUUUUCCAGGACUACGUUUCAAUCCUCUGGCAGAACGACGCGGCUACCAGGUUCUAUCAAUCAACAAUCACUUGAGCGCGAGGGCGGGAUCCAGAAUUUCUACGAGAAGGCAACAGGAUUUGGUUGCUCUGAAGCUCUACUCAUCCUUCCCGGCGGAACAAAUCUCUCGCUUCUCUUCCGCAAGGCGCUCCAAUAUCAUCGCCAGAGCGAGUAACGAUCCAGAUGGCCCAGUUUCGAAGUCCUUUUUCUCCUUGAAUAUAUUGGAUGUGUUGGGUUUUCUGAUAAGAAUUCCGGCCCUCAUCCUGGGAUUUAUAAAAAAGGAGAAACAGAUUAUCGAUAAAGUGGAAGAUCAAAUAGACGACGCAGCAGAAACUGUGAGCGGCAUUGCAGAAGCAAUAGAGCAAGUGGCAGGAGUUGUGGAGAGAGUGGCCGAGUCGAUCGCAGAUGACGCAAGAGACACCCGUGAACUCAUGGACAAGGUGGAAGCCACAGCGGACUCUAUGCGUUCGGACAUCGGCACCGCCAUUGACAGCCUGCAAGGAGCUGCGGAUCCAACCAAGCCCAAGACAAAAGCCGGUGGAGAACCCGACGUCAAGGCCGCAGCCGACGCAACCUCUCGAGCUGCGGAGAAAGCACAGAAGCUCAAAGACGCGGCGACGGAGCUCGAGGAGAAGCACACAGAGAUUCUAACAGGGAGUACCACUAACGCGAUGAGCAAGUCCCACCACUUUCGAGCAAUAUCGCCUUCACGCGGCAGAAGCGCCGUCACGCUCGUGCUAUUGAGUGCCAUGCUUUCGAGUUUGAUAGUCUCAAACUGGCCGGCCAUCCUCAAGCACGUGUUUGACUUCCUGCUCCACCACAGCAUAACAAUGUGAAUAUUCUCUUCCAUUUUUUGAAAAUCAUUGUGACCAAAAUUACA